AUGAAAUCGUUUGUCAGCGUACCUACCGGCUCGGAUUUCCCCUUGGAAAAUCUGCCGUAUGGAGUCUUCUCGGUCGGAAAUGGACAGGACGCCCUCAACGAAUUCAUGGGUCUACCACGGCCUGCCUGGCUAACCGCUAGGGCCCAACUCCAAAAGCUGCUCUCUGACGAUUCCACGACCCUAAAGGAGAACGUGGAACUCCGGAAUAAGGCCCUGGUCAAACAAUCGGAUGUGAAGAUGCAUCUUCCUGCCCGAAUUGGCGAUUACACCGACUUCUACUCCUCCAUUCAACACGCUACAAAUGUCGGGAUUAUGUUCCGCGGAAAGGAGAAUGCUUUGAUGCCAAACUGGAAAUGGCUGCCAGUUGGAUACCAUGGCCGUGCUUCUUCUGUUGUCGUGUCCGGUACGCCAUUGAAACGUCCGCUUGGACAGACAAAAGCUGAUGACGUCUCUGAACCUUCAUUUGGUGCCUCAAAGUUGGUCGACUUCGAGCUGGAAAUGGCGUUCUUUGUCGGGGGUCCGGAAACCGAACUCGGCGAGCAUAUCGAUAUCAGCAAGGCGCAAGAGCAUAUCUUCGGAAUGGUGCUGAUGAAUGAUUGGAGCGCUCGUGAUAUCCAAAAAUGGGAAUACGUCCCACUCGGACCCUUCCUAGCAAAGUCUUUCGGAACGACGAUUUCUCCCUGGAUCGUAACAAUGGAAGCUUUGAAGCCCUUUAUGAUUGAGAAUCCAAAACAGGACCCAGCUCCCCUCGCCUACCUGGCUCAUGAAGAUCCUUACACGUUGGAUAUCGACCUGAAGGUUACCAUUCGACCGGAAGGAGAUGCCAAUCAGCAUACCGUAUGCCACUCGAACUUCAAGAACCUUUACUGGACCCUGAAACAACAAUUGGCUCACCACACCGUCAAUGGGUGUAAUAUGCGCCCCGGCGAUCUUUUGGGAUCGGGAACUAUUUCCGGACCGGAGGAGACAUCAUAUGGUUCUAUGCUGGAAUUGUCUUGGAGGGGUUCAAAGACUGUUCCGGUUGGAGAUACUACACGAAAAUUCAUUCAGGAUGGGGAUGAGGUCAACAUCCUCGGUUGCUGCGAAAAAGGCGGCGUUCGAAUCGGUUUCGGUGACUGCAAAGGAAAACUCCUCCCAGCCCGCAAGCUG
Mesorhabditis spiculigera is the source of this 1149-nucleotide messenger RNA. Lineage: Eukaryota; Metazoa; Nematoda; Chromadorea; Rhabditida; Rhabditidae. The record is from the annotation of a GenBank genome assembly.